AUGGAAGGAACAGUAUCACGGACAGAUGCCGCGCCAGCGAGGCACCACUCCAAUGGCGCGACCGCCGUCGAGCGCCGGACAAGCCUCUUGACCAAGUCGGAGCGCGACAAGCUGAAGCGCCGCAAGGAGGCCGAUCAGUCCUACGGCCGCGGCAAGAAGGUCAACCUCAAGACGGUGCGCGACAAGAAGCUCCGCGGCAGCAUGAAGCGCCUCGAGGGCAAGUUCGAGACGGCCGCCCUGCGCGCCCGCGACGCCGAGAUUCUGCUUGAGAAGACAACCGGCUUCCUCGAGCCCGAGACGGAGCUGGAGAGGACCUACAAGGUUCGCCAGCAGGACAUCAUCGAGGAUGUGGCCGUGUCGACGGCGCAGAAGCGGUUCGAGCUGAAGCUCGACCAGCUGGGACCCUACAUCGCCGAGUACUCGCGCAACGGCAGGGACCUGCUGAUGGCGGGGCGAAAGGGCCACAUCGCGACGAUGGACUGGCGCGAGGGCAAGCUGGGGUGCGAGCUGCAGCUGGGCGAGACGAUCAGGGACGUCAAGUGGCUGCACAACAACCAGUUCUUCGCCGUGGCCGCAGAAGAACUAUGUCUACAUCUACGACAAGGACGGUGUCGAGCUGCAUUGCCUGAAGAAGCACCGCGAGUUCACGCACAUGGAGUUUCUGCCCUAUCACUUUCUCCUCUGCACAAUGGCCACCAACGCUGGCUCAAAUACCAAGACACAUCAACGGGUCAGAUUGUGACGGAGCUCCCCACGAAACUCGGUCCCCCGACGGCCAUUACGCACAACCCCUACAACGCCAUCAUCCACGCCGGCCACCAGAACGGCACAGUCACCCUCUGGUCACCAAACUCCCACGACGCCGUCGUCAAGCUGCUGGCGCACCGGGGCGCCGUGCGCUCGGCGGCCGUCGACCGCGAGGCCCGCUACAAUGUGACGACGGGCCAGGGACUCCCGCCCGACAAGGACCUCGACGCCAAACCCGAGAACGUCGAAGAGGAGAUCCGCAACCGCGCCAGGGGCAAGAACGGCGCCCUCAAGAAGUACCUGCGCAAGCAGCGCAAGAAGAACAUCAUCGACGAGAAGAGGAGGAAGGCCGACGAGAUUUGGAACGAGCAGCAAAAGCUCAGGAAGAAGAAGACGCAAGAGGUCGAGGCCGACCUCGGCCCGGGGCUGUCGGGAUGCGUCAUGAAGAAGUAG
Messenger RNA from Verticillium alfalfae VaMs.102, 1200 nucleotides. Its product is annotated as WD repeat-containing protein. Gene Ontology annotation, cellular component: nucleolus; small-subunit processome; 90S preribosome. The coding region runs from base 1 to 1200 and encodes 399 amino acids. The record is from RefSeq and is a predicted model, not a curated record. Gene Ontology annotation, biological process: maturation of SSU-rRNA from tricistronic rRNA transcript (SSU-rRNA, 5.8S rRNA, LSU-rRNA). The transcript is spliced from 3 exons. Lineage: Eukaryota; Fungi; Ascomycota; Sordariomycetes; Glomerellales; Plectosphaerellaceae. Gene Ontology annotation, molecular function: protein binding.